This is a messenger RNA of Leptosia nina, 795 nucleotides long. The record is from the annotation of a GenBank genome assembly. Lineage: Eukaryota; Metazoa; Arthropoda; Insecta; Lepidoptera; Pieridae.
AUGAUGAAAUACUCAACAUCACCCACCCCAUCAAACUAUGCUAGAAGUGCAUCCCCGCUACCUGCUCCAGCCAACUAUCAGCCACUAACAUCAAGUGCAGCAAGAAAACGAUACAUUUAUUUAAGGAGACUUCUUAAAUUCAAUCAAAUGGACUUUGACUUUGCCGCCUGGCAAAUGAUUUAUUUAUUUGUAUCACCACAGAAAGUUUUUAGGAAUUUUAACUAUAGAAAACACACCAAAUCCCAGUUUGCUCGUGAUGACCCAGCAUUUCUAGUUUUACUUAGUGUAUGGCUAUUCUUGUCAUCCAUAUGUUUUGCAUUGGCAAUAGGACUAACUACCGGGCAAACAGUCUUGUUUGUACUGUAUGUUGUUUUUGUUGACUUCAUAGGGGCUGGAAUAGUCAUGUCAACAGUUUUUUGGUAUAUAAGCAAUAAAUACAUGAGGAUAGAUGAGUCAUCACCAGAUGUAGAAUGGGGCUAUGCAUUUGAUGUACAUAUUAAUGCUUUCUUUCCUCCAUUAUCUUUGCUACACUGCUUCCAAAUAUUGUUGUUUAAUAGUCUAUUGAUAAGCAAUGGAUUUUUAUCGUGCCUAGUAUCUAAUACCUUUUGGCUGGCUUCCUCCAUAUAUUAUCUCUAUAUCACUUUCCUUGGAUAUAGCAAUCUACCAAUGAUGCAAAACACUAGGAUAUUUCUACUACCUCUACCGAUGUUAUGUCUAGUGUACUUUGGAACCCUUCUUCUUGGAUGGAACCUCAGCCACAUGCUAAUGGACUUCUACCAAUACAGAGUAUUUUAA